Molecule: messenger RNA, 1599 nt
Organism: Enterobius vermicularis (human pinworm)
Lineage: Eukaryota; Metazoa; Nematoda; Chromadorea; Rhabditida; Oxyuridae
Source: the annotation of a GenBank genome assembly
AUGUCGGGUCCGAUUAACCCGAAAUCUCCUAGACAAAGGGAGAACUCUAUCUCGACACCGUUGAAGCCUGAAUUGAUUCAGUGCUUGAAAGAAUCAAUGGGUGAUGUGACAAGUCAACCUUAUGUCAUUGUAAUUUUUGGAGCAUCGGGUGAUCUGGCUAAGAAGAAGAUCUACCCUACACUUUGGUGGCUUUUCAGAGAUGACUUACUUCCGUUUAAUUUUCACUUCAUUGGUUAUGCUCGUUCUGAUCUUACAAUGGAGAAAGUGCGGAGUAGUUUUGAGAAGCACUGCAAAAUUCGUGAGGAAGAGAAGGAGAAGUUCGAAAGUUUUGUGAAACGAUGCUCGUAUCUAAGAGGCGAAUACCACAAACCGGAUGGAUUUAUUGCACUUAAGGAAAAGGUCGCUGAAAUUCAAUCUGCGACGGACAAUACCCCUGUAAAUCGACUGUACUACCUCGCUUUGCCUCCACAGGUGUACGAAGCGGUAUCAUCUCAAAUAAAAGAGCAUUGUAUGGAUAAUGGUGACUCUUGGACAAGGAUUAUUAUUGAAAAACCUUUCGGACGGGAUACGGAAACUUCUGCAAAGUUAUCGAAUCACUUGAGUAGUUUAUUCACAGAGAAGCAUAUUUAUCGCAUCGAUCAUUAUUUAGGGAAGGAAAUGGUUCAGAACUUGAUGGUUUUGAGAUUUGCAAAUCAAGUCUUCAACCCCUCAUGGAACCGUAACUACAUUGCUUCUGUUAUGAUUUCCUUCAAAGAAGACUUUGGCACUCAGGGGAGAGCAGGUUAUUUUGAUAGUAGCGGAAUUAUUCGUGAUGUGAUGCAGAAUCACUUAAUGCAAAUGAUGACUUUAGUGGCCAUGGAGAAACCUGCCAGUUUGCAUGAAGAAGAUAUUCGUGAUGAAAAGGUCAAGGUUUUGAAAGCCAUAAAACCAUUAAGUAUUGAAGACGUUGUUAUUGGACAGUAUGUAAAGAAUCCUGAAGCGAAAGAAGGGGAGGAAGCAUCAGUGGGUUACCUCGAUGAAGAAUCGGUUCCCAAAAAUUCUACAACUCCAACUUAUGCACUUGCUGUAUUGUACGUUAACAAUGAGCGUUGGGAAGGAGUACCAUUCUUUUUACGAUGUGGAAAAGCUUUAAACGAAAGGAAAGCUGAAGUCAGGAUACAAUACAAAGAAGUGCCUGGUGACAUUUAUCCUACUGGAGAUUUGAAGCGAAAUGAGCUCGUCAUGAGAGUUCAACCAAAUGAGGCGGUGUAUAUGAAAAUGAUGACGAAAAAACCUGGUAUGGGCUUUGCGGUUGAUGAAACUGAGCUCGAUUUAACCUAUGGGCGUCGUUAUAAGGACGUUAGGUUACCAGAAGCUUAUGAGCGAUUGCUACUGGAAGUUUUGGUGGGAUCUCAAAUAAACUUUGUCCGAACAGACGAGUUGGACUAUGCUUGGCAGAUCUUCACACCGUUAUUAAAAGAAAUUGAUGCCAAAAAACAUAAACCUGUGGAUUAUGUGUUUGGAAGCCGGGGGCCAGCAGAAGCAGAUUAUUUGUUACAAGAACGUGGGUUUGUUUUCACUGGUACUUACAAGUGGGUGAAUCCUCAUGAACAUCAUUAA